This is a messenger RNA of Osmerus eperlanus (European smelt), 1842 nucleotides long. RefSeq names its product poly (ADP-ribose) polymerase family, member 12b (gene parp12b). Bases 87 to 1427 code for a protein of 446 amino acids. Gene Ontology annotation, cellular component: nucleus. The transcript has 8 exons. Lineage: Eukaryota; Metazoa; Chordata; Actinopteri; Osmeriformes; Osmeridae. Gene Ontology annotation, molecular function: NAD+-protein mono-ADP-ribosyltransferase activity; metal ion binding; NAD+ poly-ADP-ribosyltransferase activity. The record is from RefSeq and is a predicted model, not a curated record.
CGGCUGUUGUUGCGGUAGCUUCCGCUAUUCUUAAAGGGACGGGUUGAUGAUAGAUAGCUUAGCUUGCUAGCAACCAAGCUACCAAAAUGUCAAGCUAUGCCAGAGUAAUUCAUUAUGCGACUAGUGUAUUAUGUAGCAACAAAGGAUCCAUGGUCCUCCUACAGUUGCACCGAAAGGUGCUACAGCGUUUCGACAUUACCGAGGACGACUUUUGGUACAUCGUGAAGAAGUGCCCUCGAUUCCUUGUGGUUAGGAACAUCGAGCAGACAGACGAAUGGGGGACGGACUGUACUAUUGUCGCAAAAACGUCUCUGAGACUCUGCAGAAAUUAUACAAAACAAGAAUGCCCAAAUUGCCCAGAACUUCACCUGUGCAAAUAUUUUGUUUAUGGGAACUGCAGAUACGGGAAAGGCAGGAAGCCUUGUAAGUUCUCUCAUGACGUGCGUUCGGAGCAUAACUACCCCCUCCUGAGAGAGUGCACCCUGCACGAGCUGCAUGAAGAAGAACUUUUCCUGCUACUACUGCAAAAUGACCCCACCCUGUUGCCUGAGGUGUGCUCUCACUACAACAAGGGGUCUGGUCCGCAUGGUGCCUGCACCUUCAGAGGCAGCUGCACUAAGGUGCACAUGUGUAUGCACUUUGUGCAAGGCGACUGCAUGUUUGGGCACAAGUGUAAACGCCAACACGUCAUCGACCAACAUGGCCGCCGCAUGCUGGAAGAGAGGGGCCUCAGUGGUGACAUUGUCCACGACCUGCCUUUCAUCUACCAGAACAUCUACCAACUCACUACACCUGCACCCCAGGUCCCAAGAGAGCGUAUAGCUGAGAUCCCCAGACCUGUAAUCCGAACAGGAGAGGAGAAGACUGAAAUCUGCCUUCACUUCAUCCGUAGAAACUGUCGGUUUCAGGACCAAUGUAUCCGCGUGCACUUCAACUUGCCUUAUAAGUGGGAGGUGUUCGACGGUACUUGCUGGAGGGACCUGAGACGCAUGGAGGACAUCGAGAGAGCCUACUGUGACCCCCGCAACACUCACAGUCUGGGUUCUCGGCCAGUGGACUUCCUGACCAUGACUAGGGAGUCGGAACCUGUGCGGCGUCAAUCUACGGUUUCCACGGUGAUGAAGCCGGCGCACUACAUCCUUACCACGGAGUGGCGGUGGUUCUACAAGGGUGACCAUGAAAACUGGAUUGAGUACGGACGACCUGACGAUAAGCAGCGUGUGACAUCAGUCUCGUCCCGGGAUCUGGAAGAGGCUUACCUGGCAGAUAGCUCGGCCGAGGUCACUGUCAUGAAAGGCCACCGACAAUACUAUCUUAGUUUCCAAGACAUGUACCAGAGGAACCCCAAACACAACACUAAGAGGAGGGUUCGCCGCCGCCCUCGCUUCGUCUCUGUCACCGAGGUGGAGAACAAGACGGCGCGGUAGAGGGAGGGCAAGCACGAUGGAUGGACAGAAAAAGGGAAGAAUAGAUAGAUCUGUUACUGGAUUAAUGAAUGACUGCCUUCACUUUGGCUGCUGAAUAUGGAUGAGUUGGUGAGAGUGACAGUCACCCCACUAAUUGUCUAUUCACCCAAAUCUGAAUCUGCACUCACUCACACAACUGUGCCAAUUGACUUUAACCGCUUUGUUGAGAUCAGAUUGUCUGUUCAGGAGGCAACCUAUACCAUUCGAAGAGUCAGUGACAUAUUUGGUUCUGUAUCAUAAAAUAUACAAUGGGUAGCUGUAAUCUGUAGAUUUGUGGUGCAGCGUUAAUUUAUAUUAAGCUAAAGAUCUAUGAUUAGCUUCAAGGAUACUAUGUCUGUGUGAGGAUACCUCAAUAAAAAUGUUAAAUACAUCUCUA